Molecule: messenger RNA, 4107 nt
Organism: Scedosporium apiospermum
Lineage: Eukaryota; Fungi; Ascomycota; Sordariomycetes; Microascales; Microascaceae
Product: PH domain-containing protein
Exons: 2
Coding region: 1-4107 (1368 amino acids)
Cellular component (GO): plasma membrane; endoplasmic reticulum; cytoplasm
Molecular function (GO): protein binding
Source: RefSeq, a predicted model, not a curated record
AUGUCGAAGGACACUACCCCCAACCCCGUCCGCACGAAGUCCACCCGACGAAGCCCCGUCAUCCCCGUCUCCCUAACCGAAGCCUCCCUCGACUCCCCGACAUUUCGUACUACCACCGUCCACUUUGCCGACCAGGUGGACGGUAUCGAACGCUGGCUCGAUGGUUACGUCAGAUCCACCUCCAAGCUCGCCCAAGACGUCAUCAGCCUCGAAGAAUCCAUCAACUCCUAUCUCCGACAACUCAUACCUACCCAGGCCGUCGCCGACACGGUCAUCGAUAACGAAUACACCCAGCUCGCACUAAAGAGGGUCGGAGAUGGCGCCCGCGAUUACUGGACGCAGAUCCAGGCCCUGGCACGGCGUAUGGAUGUCAUCGCUGUCGAACCCAUCAAGUUAUUCCUCCAGAAUGAUCUAAGGGCAUUCAAAGACGCUAGGAGGACCAUGGAUAAUGCACAGAAGGCAUUUGAUACUACGCUGGCGAGAUACCUGUCAAUGCCGAAGACGAAGGAGCCCUCCUCUUUGAGGGAGGAUGCAUUUGCCGUGUUUGAGACUCGGAAAGUGUAUCUUAAAUCCUCGCUAGACUUUUGCCAGCUUGCUCCCCAGCUGCGGUAUUCUCUAGAUAGACUGCUCGUCCGCAUCUCUUCUGACCUGUGGGGUGCUCUGAGACAACACCGCGGGACGGCUACGAAUUCCGCCAAGUGGAACACGGAGAUCGAUCGUAUCCGGGGCUGGUGCAAGGAUAUGGAGUCUUCAGAAGCCGUUUUCAAAAGAGAACUACAUCUAGCGAGACGGGAGAUUGGGGAAGCCACGCUGCUAUCAAUACGACCGUCCCGAGACCUCGAGAGUUAUAGCUCCUCGACCGUUGCAUUCCUGAGCUCGAGGGGCCCGUCCUCCGCGAACGCCCCGAAGGAGGGUGAACCUGUCAUCUCCGAGUGCCAAGGUUGGCUGUUCUUCAAAAUACUGGCUGGGAAACCCGUGAGAACGUCGUGGACCCGUCGCUGGUUCUACUGCCGUGACGGCAUAUUUGGCUGGCUUGUUCAGGCACCCCACGGCGUGCUCCAAGGUGAUGAGAUUGGCGUCCUCCUGUGCAAUGCUAAGCCCGCGGUGGGAGAAGAUCGUCGCUUCUGCUUCCAGGUCAAGACCAAGAGCCAGACGAUGAUUCUCCAAGCCGAGACGCAGGGAGAGCUCUCGGACUGGCUGGAGGUGUUUGAGGUUGCGAAGAAGCGUGCUUUCGAGGCUAGCGUGGGCAAGAGCGGUACCUCUACGCCGAGCUCGGCUUUCUCGAUCACGCCGCCAAAUAUUCCCGAAUUCUCAGCCAAGGUGCUUGAUGCUAUCAUGCCGGGUGAAGAUGGUGCGGCUGGUGCGCUUGUUGUCCCGAACGAGAACCUGAACCUGGCGCAACGGUCGAGCUUCGACGUCAACGCCCCUGCUCGCCGGUCCAUCUCCAAUCUUGGCCGGGAGUUGGCGAGGGAAGAUGGCGAAAGUAACAGAGAACAUGCCGCUCGAAUCAUUCAAAAGUUGGACCUGCACAGAAAGGCCACUUUCGGCGCUGCUGCCGAAUCUCCUCAAUCCGGUGCAGGCCCGGCCGGUGGGAUUGCAAGCCUCAUCUCAGCUAGCCACACUUUCUUGCCAGGCUACAGCAGCGUUGUGCCUCGAUCCGCUCCAGUGGGAGGUCUUGCCGGUCUUGAUAUCCCACCGGGUAGUCUGGCGCCGCCCUAUCUCGCGCCUCCGCCGAUCGCGACCAAUCUUAGCAGGUUUGCGGUGACGGUGACGGCCGAACGCGGUUUGACACCUGACAUUUCCCGCGCCAUGUCGACGGCGGUCAUGGCAAACUACUGGGGCAGCAACCCUUGGAGCUCCGUUUACACAACCACUAAUGUCAAUUACCACAGGCUCACCAACGCGGAUGCUCAACAAGCAGCCGCCAUGCGUCGAGGAAGCAGCUUCAGGAACGACAAGUCCACCGGAGGGGGAGACGUGAACCCGCCCUCGGGGCCGCAUCACCCCGACCGACGACUUCCUGAAUGGUUCCCACCGGGCUACCCUCCAGAGCUCAAGGCGCAACAUGCCCAGUUCAGGCUGCUCUUCCCCAACGUUCCCAUGGAAGAGAAGCUGGUUCUUGUUUUCCGAGCAACGUGGACGAGCUCUGGCGAAAGGGGAUUCGAAGGGCCAACGCUCGCGGGCAAUGGGCGUAUCUACGUUACGCCCGACAAUAUGUACUUCUAUGGCCAGCAGCUCGGCCUAGUCGUUGCGUACUCUAUCGGCCUGGACUUUAUCGCAGAAGUGACGGCGAACCCCGGACGAGACUGCGAUUUUAUUGUCCUUCGACUCAGCCAGGAUUUUAACGAUACCGGUCUGACCCGAAUCACUAUUAAGACGUUCCUCGAGGACGUUCGUCUUCUACAUGCCCGCCUGAACCUCCUCGUCGAUGAUUUGCAGGCCGAGGAACCUAUGGAGGUGAGCGAGAUUGUCACGCAGCUCAUCUGCCUCGAGAAGGACGAGCACGAAAAGAGGAGCCCAAGUAUGGAUAGCUGGGAGGACGUGGGAUUCGACAGCCCCGUGGCUGAGAAUCAUCCCUUGCCAAGGCGACCUCAUCAAAUCGCUGAUAACAACGCCCGACCCUGUCUUACGCGACACCGACUGAGGAGCAAGGUGCAUCUUCCGACGGCACCAGUCAUUUACGAGCCCGAUGACAUGAAGCUAAAAGUGGCCGAGCGGCACUUCGAGAUUGGUGCGAAGUCGUGCUUCCACAUCCUAUUUGGCGACAAGAGCUUCCUUUUCCCGAAGCUCUAUUUCGAUCGAAACGCCCGAGACAUCGUCCAGGGGCCGUGGGUUCUGGCCGAUCACGGACGCAUGAAGCGCGAAUUCACCUUCAAGGCCGACUCAGUCGACAUGCUCGGCCGCUCCAAGACAUGCAACGUGACGGAUUUCCAAACGAUCGACAUCCACCGCGACCACGUCACCUACGAAGUCACGCACGUAAAGCGGGCGUGGCACCUGCCGCACUCGCAGUACUUCAAAGUCGUCACCAAGAUCGUCAUCACGCACAUCGCCAAGUCCAAGUGCAAGCUCGCCAUCUACAUCAAGACGGAGUGGAAGACUUUCCCGAGCUUCUCAAAGAGCAUCGUCGAGCGCCAGGCCCUCAACGACGCUGAGGCCGACGCCGAGGAGCUCGCCGAAGCCGCCACCGAUCAGGUCCGUCGUCUCGGCCCCCGCAGCCGCACCAAGCGCGCCAUCCAGGUCUACGGUCACAUCGGCCAGGAGACGCAGCCCGUCCCCUUCACUCCGGCGCAUGCCGACUCGGCGAAGAAGCAGGCCGUGCAGCCGCGCACGUUGACGGAAAUGGUGUACGAGACGCUCAAGUCGCUGACGCAGAGCGCGGUGACGUCAAUCCUCAUGUGGGCCUUUGCCGCCUUGCGCGUCUUGCUGCGCGUGUUCACGGCGCAUCGCGUCAUCUUGGUCGUCACGGGCUUCAGCUUGCUGGCGAACUUGUUCUUGACGUCCUUGGAGGGUUCGGCGUGGUGGAGGGAGCGGAGCGCUACGAGGUUCUUGGCGAGGUUGGGGGUUGGACCUAAUGUUAUGAUGAGCAAGGCGGUGUAUAUUGCGGAUUUGGAGAGUGUUCAGGGGACGAUGCCGGCCAACAUUUCCUGGGCCGAGGAGGGUAGCGUGUGCUUCUCGGCCUUCCAAGCAAUCAGCGACGCCACAAGCCUCGACGGCCCCUACCAAGACGCCGGCUCCCACCUCUCCGCCGCCUCAUCCCGCGCCACGGCCCAGCGUCUCCGGCGCAUGCGUCAGCGUCUCGGAGCCUACCGCCACGACCUGCUCGUGGCCAUGCGCAUCGUCAACAGUGUCGAGCGCGAGAUGUUGCAGUCCGAGUGGGAGAAUUGGCUAGUGGAUGAGAAUUCUAGGUGUGAGCAGUUGCGGUCCAUGUUGAAGGCGGGUGGCAGUGGUGGUGGUGCUAGCGGCGCGGGAGAGGAGAAGAAGGAUGGUGACGGGGAGGGGGAGAAGAGGAGGAGGGAGAGGGCGAAGGCUUGGGUGGAGGGGUAUUGUGGGAGUUGUUGGAGGGAUAUGGGGGUUUUGAGGGAGGAGAAGAGGUUGGCUUUUUGA